This is a messenger RNA of Ramularia collo-cygni, 1191 nucleotides long. Its product is annotated as related to mannosyltransferase. The record is from RefSeq and is a predicted model, not a curated record. Bases 1 to 1191 code for a protein of 396 amino acids. Gene Ontology annotation, biological process: protein N-linked glycosylation. Gene Ontology annotation, cellular component: mannan polymerase complex. The transcript has 2 exons. NCBI's taxonomy places the organism in Eukaryota, Fungi, Ascomycota, Dothideomycetes, Mycosphaerellales, Mycosphaerellaceae. Gene Ontology annotation, molecular function: alpha-1,6-mannosyltransferase activity.
AUGCUCACCUUUCGCCGCGCGCUUGUCGUGGCUGCCGUCAUUAUCACAUGCUUCUUGCUGCUCCGGAAUACACACGCCCCGCAACCAAACGCGCUGAAAAUCAACAAGUCGCCCAAGCCCACGGGCUCCUACGCCGACAACCGCAAGAUCGUCGAGGCCUCAUCAGAAGCACCACAUCCCGCUCCCGAACAGGCUCAUGCCGCGACCUCCGCGACCUCCAACCGCGAUGGUGACCGUGUUGCAAUGGCCAAGAAACCGCGUCCGCAAAUCCCAAUGGCCGACCUACAAUUACAACCGCUCCGCAAGCAGCUCGCUUAUGCCUUUCCUUACGAUCCCGAGGGCAAGUUCCCCGCCUACAUAUGGCAGACGUGGAAGUAUGCUCCUUCCUCUGGUGAAUUCGCGGAGGAGUUGAGACCAGCAGAGGCUUCGUGGACCCAGCUCCAUCCCAGCUUCGUACAUGAAGUCAUCACCGAUGAUGUUGCCGUCAACAUGAUUCGACACUUUUACGCCAGCCUGCCGGAAGUGCAGGAAGCAUACAAUGCCCUCCCGGCGCCCGUGCUCAAGGCCGACUUCUUCCGUUACUUGAUCCUGCUCGCCCGAGGCGGCAUCUACAGUGACAUUGACACGACCGCCUUGAAGUCGGCCGUGGAAUGGGUGCCCGCCGAAGUCCCACGGAGCAGCUAUGGACUGGUCAUUGGCAUCGAAGCCGACCCUGAUCGUGAGGAUUGGCAUGAGUGGUACUCUCGGAGGAUUCAGUUCUGCCAAUGGACCAUCCAAAGCAAGCCCGGACACCCUGUACUGCUGGACAUUGUUGCAACGAUUACGGAGGAGACAUUGCGGAGAAAGAAGGCUGGCGAGCUCACCUCGAAGAACAUGAAGCAGGUCAUGAAGAACGUUGUGGAGUUUACCGGACCGGCACUUUGGACAGACAUCAUCUUCAAGUUCUUCAACAACCCGGACUACUUUGACAUGUCGACGAGCAAGGGCAACAUCACGUGGCAGCAGUUCACUGGAAUCACGCAGGCGAAGAAACUGGGUGAUGUUGUURUCCUGCCAAUCACCUCGUUCUCUCCUGGUGUGCAGCAGAUGGGUGCAGGUGACAUUGACGACCCAAUGGCAUUUGUGCAUCACACGUUUGAGGGCAGCUGGAAGCYCGAGAGCGAACGACACAUUGGCGAGCAACAAGAGUAA